Messenger RNA from Emericellopsis cladophorae, 660 nucleotides. Its product is annotated as glycoside hydrolase family 18 protein. Lineage: Eukaryota; Fungi; Ascomycota; Sordariomycetes; Hypocreales; Bionectriaceae. The coding region runs from base 1 to 660 and encodes 219 amino acids. The record is from RefSeq and is a predicted model, not a curated record. The transcript has 4 exons.
AUGGUAGACGGAGACUGCUGCACCGAAGAAUGCUCCUUCACCGGGUCCCUUGUGGUUUCAGAUGCGACUUUGGGUCCAUGCACUAGCGAGGGAGGUAUUCUGGCCAAUGCUGAGAUCCUGGAGAUCCUUGAUGAUUCUAGCCGCGUCAAGCAUAACUUUUUGGACCAGCAUACGCACAGCAAUGUCCUCGUCUACGAUGACAAUCAGUUCAUCAGCUGGAUGAGCGAGGACGUGAAGCAAGAGCACCAGAUAUUCUACCAAGCGCUAGUGUGCGACUCGGAAGAUCUUGGCCCCAGAAAAGACGUUGCUAGAAUUGCUAUCACCAAUUUGUUUGUCAAGAUCAAAGCGAUUUACAGGACUGUGGAAGACGCUGUGGCGGAUUCUGCUGCAUGCAAAAUCAACAGCGCCCUCGACAGCUUUAGCAACGACCUUGCCCCUGUUCCUCCAGAGCCUGAUAAUACUGGGCUACUUCUCUUGCUCGAUAUUCUUACUAUUGGAGCCUCCGCUGCCCUUGGUCUUUUGUUCAAGAAUGUCAUUGCCAAAUUGCCGAAAUUCGCAGCAGCCGGGUCGACAGUAGCAGCCAACCUAGAGGACACGACCAUCCUUGCUGUGCAGCAAGGGACGACGCUGGCGAAGGAUCUGGCGAGCAAGGACCCGUGA